Messenger RNA from Tigriopus californicus, 2570 nucleotides. Its product is annotated as band 7 protein AGAP004871-like. Lineage: Eukaryota; Metazoa; Arthropoda; Copepoda; Harpacticoida; Harpacticidae. The record is from RefSeq and is a predicted model, not a curated record. Gene Ontology annotation, cellular component: plasma membrane. Bases 748 to 1806 code for a protein of 352 amino acids. The transcript is spliced from 10 exons.
GUCUUGGCCGGCCUCUCCGCGUAUGGAUGGAGAAGAAAUUACUGUUGGACAACAGGAAGAGCGAGAGUAAAAAAAAGAGCCUCUCUGGGUCCAUGGACCACUGAAGGAAGAAGAUGCUUGGCCAAGCGCCGCCAACGAAGAGAAGGACGACCAUGUUGUAGGAAUUUCCCGCCGGUGAAUGGAAUGUCUGCUGUCAGAGUUAUCAGAAGAGCGUGAGAGAAAGACCUACUGUCCAAGAUCAGACCGAGAAAGAGCAAACCGGAGAACCAAGACGGAACAGUAUUCCAAAUGGAGAGGUGAGGUGUCAUCGUCAUUGUCAUCAUCGUCGUCCCAGUGAUUUAUGUCAGAGCCCAGGCAGAACAAGUUUCUUGGGAUCAUUUUCCCACCGAGUGAUCGUGACAAAAUGGAACAGCUUCCACACGUUGGAUAAACCCUUUAGGGGAGGCUGAUUGAUGGAUGGAUGUGAAAGUGGAAACUGGAUGUGAAAUGAGUGAAACUUCUAGACCUGAUUACGAACAAGUUACCAGUCAAAAGUGUUGACGUAGAAGUAAAGUUGAAAGGAAAAACUGGCCGGGAUUGAUUGGAUCCCGAGUGAAACGUGAUCUCAAAGUGGCAAAAAAUACACCUGGCUUUCAAGCAAAUUAAUUCGUUCAUCACGCUCAUGUGCGUGGCCUAACCCAAGAGGCCUCAGAGGCCUUGCCUUCUUGAGCGAGUGGCACCAAAGGAAGAAAAAUCAGAAUUCAAGUCAUGAAUAAAGUGCAAGACAUCGUGACCGUCCAGGUCCAAGAAAUUGGAUUCACGGACGAAAAGGCCUACAACAACGAUGGCGAAUCUGCGGUCCGCACCCAAUCCUCCCCACCUCCUCCACCUCCACCACCUCCAAGGUCCAACCAACAGCAACAGAUGCUGGGACAUCAAGAGCAUGAAGCUAUGAAGAACCCGACCAAACCUCGGAGAAGUGUUUCCGGAGUGUCCACAGGACCCAUGGCCGAUGAAUCAGACAGUGGGAUCGGGCUCUGUGGAUGGCUCCUCACAGCAAUCUCCUGGGGUUUGGUCAUUGUCACACUGCCAUUUUCAUUGUGUGUAUGCUUCAAGGUUGUGCAAGAGUACGAGAGAGCGGUUAUAUUCAGACUCGGUCGAUUAUUGUCCGGCGGAUCCAGAGGACCGGGCAUAUUCUUCGUCCUUCCUUGCAUCGAGUCAUAUCAGAAGGUUGACUUGCGUACCAUCACUCUAGGGGUGCCACCUCAGGAGGUUCUGACCAAAGACUCUGUGACGGUCUCCGUGGAUGCGGUCGUCUAUUACCGAGUGUCAAAUGCCACGGUGUCCGUGGCCAAUGUGGAGAACGCGCAUCACUCCACGCGGCUUUUGGCCCAAACCACCUUGCGGAAUAUCCUGGGUACCAAGAACCUCCACGAGAUCCUCAGCGACCGUGAGAGCAUCUCCGGGUCCAUGCAGACUAACUUGGACGAGGCCACAGCAGCUUGGGGAAUUAAAGUGGAAAGGGUCGAGAUAAAAGAUGCACGUUUACCAGUUCAAUUGCAAAGGGCCAUGGCCGCAGAGGCCGAAGCUGCGCGAGAGGCCAGAGCAAAGGUGAUUGCAGCCGAGGGAGAGCAAAAGGCAUCCAGGGCUCUCAAGGAGGCAUCUGAGGUGAUUGCCGAAUCAUCUGCAGCUCUUCAACUGCGAUAUCUUCAAACUCUUAAUUCCAUUUCGGCUGAGAAGAAUUCUACCAUCAUUUUCCCGCUUCCCAUUGAUUUGCUAUCGCAAUUCAUGGGCAAAUCAUCGGAAAAGAAUGAGAAAAUAGACUAACCAACCAAUGAGCCAAAUCUUCAAAUCUAGACUAGUUCGAGAGUCAAAGCACAUUUGGCCGGGUAGGCAAUCUCCAAAAUGGUUUGGCUUCAUGAUAGUUGGAUGAAGAUGUGGGCUUUUGUGAAGUGAACGCCUUUCAUUUUGAGAUCAGCCCAGCUGAUGUGCGUCAGUAUUAGUUCUAUGCCCCGUUUGUGCUCAUCCUCGGACGGACAAAGUGACCAAGACAUUUUUUGCGACUCGUUUUCGGUUCCAAGUUCCACUUUUUACCAAUUUGAUCGCUUGAGUUCCAACAUUGAAAUGAGAGGGGGGAACAAUAAUAAGAAAAAUGGAUUUCCUCGUUGCUCAGUAGUAUUACUUUCUUGAUCGAGUAUCUAUCUCAACAAAGGAUGACGAUGACGUCUAAACCAAGAUUUUCCUACUAAUCAUCAACGUUAUUCUUACCCCCUUCGUUUGGAUCCGGUUAUGGCAAUGAAGUGUCGCCUCUGAAACAUACACAAUUUCCACCGCUCUUCUCAUGGUCAUCAUUAUUGUCAUCAUCCGUAUGAUCAUGAUUAUCGUGACCACUUACUAAUCAUAUUUAUUCCUCCUUUCUUUUGAAUUCUAUUGGAACUAGUCUGAAACAAACCUUGUAUGUAAAAAUGAUGCUCAAGAAAGAAGCCAGAGAAAAAACAAGUUAUCAUCCAAACGAACUAAAACGGAAGGAGUUAAUAUGUUAAUCUAUGACACGAAUUAAUAUACGAAAUAGACUUUAAAUUCCAACGUUA